Molecule: messenger RNA, 2736 nt
Organism: Pangasianodon hypophthalmus (striped catfish)
Lineage: Eukaryota; Metazoa; Chordata; Actinopteri; Siluriformes; Pangasiidae
Product: extracellular calcium-sensing receptor-like
Exons: 7
Coding region: 28-2559 (843 amino acids)
Biological process (GO): G protein-coupled receptor signaling pathway
Cellular component (GO): membrane
Molecular function (GO): G protein-coupled receptor activity
Source: RefSeq, a predicted model, not a curated record
GACACCGAAGACUUCUUUGGCACAGGGAUGAUGGUGGUGGCCUUGAAGCAGGUCGGGACAACGGUGCUGCACAGAGAGGUGUUGAAGAUGUCCGUGAAAACAUCUGAUGGAGACUUCGUGAUAGGAGGGAUUUUCUCCAUUCAUUACUACACCAGAUCAGAGCAGAACAGUUACAAAUGGCAGCCAUCACAGCUGCAGUGCUCUGGAAGGUCUGUCAUGGAUUUCAGAGAACUGCGCUUCGCCCGUGCCAUGCAGUUCAGCAUCCACGAGAUCAACAACAGAACAGAUCUCCUACCAGGCGUCACGUUAGGAUACCAGAUACAUGAUUCAUGCUCUUCUGUGCCGAUGUCAAUAAAAGUUGCAUUUCAGUUCGCAAGCGGCGUGGAGUUAGUGUUUAAUGACACAGGUAUCUGUUCAAAAUCUGCAGCCGUACCUGCUAUCGUAGGAGAGUCUGCGUCCACCCCGUCAAUAAGCAUGGCUAGAACGCUCGGGCUUUUUGGAAUUCCACAGGUGAGUCACUAUGCAACCUGCUCAUGUCUGAGUGAUAAGCAUCAGUAUCCUGCUUUCUUUAGGACCAUACCUAGUGACCAACAUCAAGCAGCUGCACUGGCAAGAAUGGUCAAGCAUUUUGGCUGGACAUGGAUUGGAGCAGUGCGCAGCGACUCAGAUUAUGGAAACUACGGAAUGGCAUCAUUCCUAAAGGCGGCGCAAAAGGAGGGAAUAUGUGUAGAAUACUCCGAGGCCUACUACAGGACACAGCCACGUAGUAAACUAGAGAGAGUGGCAAACGUGAUCCGUAGAUCAUCUGCCCGCGUCAUAGUAGCAUUUAUUGCAUCUGGAGACAUGAGGUUUCUCUUAGAGGAACUGGCACGACGGCCACCGCCUCCACUUCAGUGGAUUGGAAGCGAAACAUGGAUUAUAGAGCCCGAGUUGUUGCGCUUUAACAUGUGCGCCGGCGCAAUAGGGUUCGGAAUUCCUCGGUCAGUUAUACCAGGGUUUCGUGAGUUUCUGCUAGACCUGACUCCAGCUGAAGCACUGAAAUCGCCUCUGUUAACAGAAUUUUGGGAAAGCUCGUUCACCUGUAACCUUAGAGGGCGAACAGAUAUCACUGAGGGCGCACGGCAAUGUGACGGCAGUGAGGACAUUCAUGCGCUCCAUAACGCAUAUACAGACACGUCUCAGUUGCGCGUCACUAAUAUGGUGUACAAAGCAACGUAUGCCAUAGCGCACGCCAUCCACGGAUUAAUAUGUAAUGACACCCAAUGCGACAAGAAUAUUAAAUUUACACCAUGGCAGAUACGUAACCAGCUGAAGAGACUGAACUUCACUACAAGAAAUGGCUUUCAGGUGUCAUUUGAUUCUAAUGGAGACCCUCCAGCUGCCUAUGAACUCAUAAACUGGCAGUUUGACAAGGAUGGUGCCUUGGAUUUCAUAACAGUGGGCCAUUAUGAUUCAUCCAAACCAAGAGGACAGGAGUUCAGAAUGAGUAGAAAUAUCAGUUGGGUUGGCACACAGACAGAGGUACCAGAGUCUGUGUGCAGUGAGAGCUGUCCUCCAGGCACUAGGAAGGCUGUGCAGAAGGGAAGGCCUGUCUGCUGCUAUGAUUGUAUUCCAUGUGCUGAAGGAGAGAUUAGUAACAAGACAGAUUCACUGGAUUGUUUGCGCUGCCCUCCUGAGUUUUGGCCCAACACCAAGCAAGACACCUGCCUCCCAAAGCCUGUUGAGUUCCUAUCCUGGGAUGACACUCUCAGCAUCAUCCUAACAGUAUUCUCCAUUGCUGGAGCCUUCAUGGCUGUGUGUGUGGCUGCUGUCUUUUACAAGCACAGGACCUCUCCUAUAGUCAGGGCCAACAACUCUGAGCUGAGCUUCCUGUUGCUUUUUUCUUUGACUUUGUGUUUCCUUUGUUCGCUUACUUUCAUUGGUCAGCCCUCUGAUUGGUCCUGUAUGCUGCGCCACACAGCAUUUGGGAUCACAUUCGUGCUCUGCAUUUCCUGUGUUCUGGGGAAAACAUUGGUUGUGCUAAUGGCCUUCAGGGCUACACUUCCAGGUAGUAAUGUGAUGAAAUGGUUUGGACCUCCACAACAAAGACUCAGUGUUCUUGUGUUCACUUUAAUACAGGUACUUAUCUGUGUGCUUUGGUUAACAAUAUCACCUCCUUUCCCCUUCAAAAACAUAAAACAGUACAAGGAAAGAAUUAUCUUGGAAUGUGGCUUAGGUUCUACCAUAGGUUUCUGGGCUGUACUGGGAUAUAUUGGACUUUUGGCUCUUUUAUGUUUUAUUUUGGCUUUUCUUGCUCGGAAGUUGCCGGAUAACUUUAAUGAAGCUAAAUUCAUUACAUUCAGUAUGCUAAUUUUCUGUGCAGUUUGGAUCACCUUUAUUCCUGCUUAUGUUAGCUCUCCUGGAAAAUUCACUGUAGCUGUGGAAAUAUUUGCAAUUUUGGCUUCAAGUUUUGGUUUGAUUAUUUGUAUUUUUGCUCCCAAAUGUUUUAUAAUUGUAUUUAGGCCAGAGCAGAAUACCAAGAAGCACCUUAUGGGUAAAGUACCCUCUAAGGCACUUUGAGAGCCUCAAAUAAAACGCAAAGGUGACAUGAAGGUCCAGCAGUUUGUCACAAUUUAUGGUGCUUAUGUAUGCAAACCUUUCCAAUAUACUUUUAGGAUAAUAUAUAUAUAUUUUUGUUAAAUUGGUAAAUUUAAUCAAUAUUCCUGGCAAAAAAUAAAUAUGAUUAUGCCUGCAUUA